ACAGAUCUGUCGCUUGGCUGGAGCAGUUGGUAACCAAAAUGGAGCCAGAGCCUUUUCCAGCCAGAUGCAGACGGUCACUCUAAUACCAGGAGAUGGGAUCGGGCGUGAGAUUUCCUCUGCCGUCAUGAAGAUUUUUGAGGCAGCCAAAGCACCCAUUCAGUGGGAAGAGAGAAAUGUUACAGCCAUUAAAGGCCCUGGUGGCAAAUGGAUGAUCCCCCCUGAAGCCAAAGAAUCUAUGGAUAAAAACAAAAUGGGUCUUAAAGGUCCUUUGAAGACUCCAAUUGCUGCUGGACAUCCGUCCAUGAACCUGUUACUUAGAAAAACUUUUGAUCUUUAUGCUAAUGUCCGCCCCUGCGUCUCCAUUGAGGGUUAUAAGACUCCUUACACUGAUGUGGACCUGGUUACCAUUCGGGAAAACACUGAGGGAGAAUACAGUGGCAUUGAACACGUGAUUGUGGAUGGAGUAGUGCAAAGCAUUAAACUGAUUACAGAGCAAGCCAGCCACAGGAUUGCAGAAUUUGCUUUUGAGUAUGCGAGGAGUAACCAAAGAAGCACAGUGACUGCAGUGCACAAAGCCAAUAUCAUGAGAAUGUCUGAUGGACUUUUUCUGAAGAAGUGCAGAGAAGUUGCAGAGAACUACAAGGACAUAAAAUUUAAUGAAAUGUACUUGGACACAGUGUGCCUCAAUAUGGUUCAGGACCCUACGGAGUUUGAUGUACUUGUUAUGCCAAACUUGUAUGGUGAUAUCUUAAGUGAUUUAUGUGCUGGUCUGAUUGGAGGGUUGGGAGUAACUCCAAGUGGAAAUAUUGGUGCUAAUGGGGUAGCGAUUUUUGAGUCGGUUCAUGGCACUGCACCAGAUAUAGCAGGGAAAGACUUGGCUAAUCCUACUGCUUUACUUCUGAGUGCAGUCAUGAUGCUCCGGCACAUGGGGCUGCAGGACCAUGCACGCAAGAUAGAGACUGCAUGCUUUGACACUAUUAAAUCUAGAAAGACUUUAACUAAAGAUUUGGGUGGAAACUCCAAGUGUUCAGAGUUUACAGAUGAGAUCUGUCAAAGGAUACAGGACAGCGAAUAA
Staurois parvus is the source of this 1075-nucleotide messenger RNA. Lineage: Eukaryota; Metazoa; Chordata; Amphibia; Anura; Ranidae. The record is from the annotation of a GenBank genome assembly.